CUACUGUUGAUGUUUUUUGCGACCGAAAGGUCGGAACUUGGCAGUUUUUAUAAAACUCCACCGCUUCUGUGCUUCGCUAUCAGCCGCUGAGCCACCCCUCUCUUCGCACCACGCCGCUGUCAGCCAGACCCCUCUUUUCGCAUUCAGCCCUCUCUAGGUUUACUCGUCUCUUCUUGAGCUCUGAUCCUGCUAGUGAGUACUAUAAAGAAGACGGAGGAGGAAGCAAAGAGCUCUGAUUCUCUCCGUGUUAUUUAUCUUGAGAUAUGUUAUUGAGCUCUCUUUUUCUUCAUCUUUCUCUCUCUUUCCCUUGGAUCUCUUCCUUGAGUUCUAAUCCUUUCUAUUGAGCUUUGAUCUGUGUUCUUCAUCUUUCUUGAGUUAUUGGCGUGCCCCGACUGCCCUAACCACAGAGAAGAGACCAUCUUGCGUCUCUUUGCACCUACGAGGUAUUUGCGUGCCCCUGACUACCCUAACCACAGAGAAGAGACCAUCUUGCCUCUCUUUGCGCCUACGAGCCUCCUCACAAAGUUUAAGAGCCAAAGAGUGAGAGUCGAGGUUGAUAUUCUUACUCGCCAUGGACAAAUCUAGUGCUUUGGAGUACAUCAACCAAAUGUUCCCAACAGAGGCAUCUUUAUCUGGAGUGGAACCUCUAAUGCAAAAGAUACGAAGUGAAAUUCGCAGGGUGGAUGGGGAAAUAUUGGCAGCUGUUCGUCAACAGAGUAACUCUGGAAGCAAGGCCAAGGAAGAUCUUGCAGCUGCAACUCAUGCUGUUCAGGAGCUUAUGUACAAGAUCAGAGAAAUCAAGGCCAAGGCUGAGCAAAGUGAAACCAUGGUUCAAGAAAUUUGUUGUGACAUUAAAAAGCUGGACUUUGCAAAGAAACAUAUAACGACAACGAUCACUGCUCUUCAUCGCCUCACCAUGCUAGUUUCUGCUGUUGAGCAACUUCAAGUAAUGGCAUCAAAACGGCAGUAUAAGGAAGCAGCAGCACAAUUGGAGGCAGUUAACCAGUUAUGUAGCCACUUUGAGGCGUACAGGGAUAUUCCUAAAAUAACUGAGCUUAGAGAGAAGUUCAAGACCAUCAAACAAUUGCUGAAGUCACAUAUAUUUUCAGAUUUUUCGAGCUUAGGGACAGGGAGACUGAAGGAAGACAGUAAUUUAAUGCAUCAAUUAUCUGAUGCUUGCUUAGUUGUUGAUGCUCUUGAACCAUCAGUAAGGGAAGAGCUGGUGAAAAAUGUUUGUAGUAGAGAACUCACGGCAUAUCAACAAAUUUUUGAGGGAACAGAAUUAGCAAAGUUAGACAAAGCUGAAAGAAGAUAUGCUUGGAUAAAGCGUCAGGUUCGUGCAAAUGAAGAAAUCUGGAAGAUAUUUCCCAAUUCAUGGCAUGUUCCCUAUUUGCUGUGUAUCCAGUUUUGCAAGGUCACAAGGACGCAACUUGUUGAAAUCCUUGAUAAUCUAAAAGAAAAACCAGAAGUUGGCAUUUUAUUGAUGGCAUUACAGAGGACUCUUGAAUUUGAGGAGGAGUUGGCUGAGAAAUUUAGUGGAGGAACUGGUUCUCAAAAAAGAGAAGGUGGAAGCAAUUCUGAAGAAAUUGAUGUUGAUAAAAGUGAAAGUAACAGCCAAAAUGUUUCAGAUAUAAGGAAGAAGUAUGAGAGAAAGCUAGCUACUCAAUACGGGACUGGAACUGAGCAUGAAAAGGAGAGCCACAAUGACUUGUUUGUGCCUGGAGCAGGGUUCAACUUCCGUGGUAUAAUUUCAUCAUGUUUCGAACCGCACUUGACAGUUUAUGUAGAAUUGGAGGAGAAAAAUUUAAUGGAGAAUUUGGAGAAACUUGUACAGGAAGAGACCUGGGAGACGGAGGAGGGAAGUCAAACUAAUAUUCUUUCAAGCAGCACACAGGUAUUUUUGAUAAUUAGGAGAAGUUUGAAGCGAUGUAGUCAGUUGACAAAGAGUCAGACAUUGUUCAAUCUGUUCAAGGUGUUCGAAAAAUUUCUGAAGGCUUAUGCAGCAAAACUUACUGCCAGAUUGCCGAAGGGUGGCACUGGCAUUGUGGCUGCUGCCACUGGCACUGAUGGACAGAUCAAGACAUCGGACAGAGACGAGAGAGUAAUUUGCUACAUUGUGAACACGGCUGAAUAUUGCCAUAAAACGUCUGGAGAGCUAGCUGAGAAUAUUCUAAAGAUAAUUGAUUCUCAAUAUUCAGACAAGGUGGAAAUGUCUGAAGUGCAGGAUGAGUUCUCUGCAGUGAUAACCAAAGCAUUAAUGACAUUAGUUCAUGGUUUAGAAACAAAGUUCGAAGCUGAGAUGGCUGCUAUGACACGUGUUCCAUGGGGUACACUUGAAAGUGUUGGUGACCAAUCAGAGUAUGUCAAUGGUAUCAAUUCAAUUUUAACAAGCAGCAUUCCAGUCCUUGGAAGCCUCCUAUCUCCCCUUUAUUUCCAAUUCUUCCUAGACAAGCUAGCCGCAUCCUUGGCCCCUCGUUUUUAUCUAAAUAUUUAUAAAUGUAAGCACAUAUCUGAGACUGGGGCUCAACAGAUGCUGCUGGAUACCCAUGCUGUGAAGACCAUUCUCUUGGAAAUUCCUGCUUUAGGAAGACAGAGCUCAACUGCCCCUGGCUAUGCCAAAUUUGUGAGCCGUGAAAUGAGCAAAGCAGAGGCGCUCUUGAAGGUCAUCUUGUCACCUGUUGAAUCUGUGGCAGACACAUACCGUGCCCUGCUGCCUGAGGGUACUCCUUUGGAGUUUCAACGCAUUCUUGAACUCAAAGGCCUGAAAAAAGCAGACCAGCAAGCAAUACUUGAUGAUUUCAAUAAGCAUGGCCCUGGAAUUGCCCCUACUCAGCAACCUCCUCCCCAACAACUAUUGCCCGUUGCUCCAGUAGCUGCCCAAACUGCCCAAAUUGUCGCCCAAGCUGUGGCCCAACCAGCUGCCCGUGAAGACGUGCUCACCCGUGCGGCCGCCCUUGGUCGGGGUGCAGCCACCACUGGUUUUAAGCGUUUCCUUGCCCUAACUGAAGCAGCGAAAGACAGGAAAGAUGGGCCUUUUCGGAAACUGUUUAAUGCUUGAAAAAUUCAAGGUAAUUUGUUUUCUCAUGGAUUCUUUGUUUUUUCUUUUUUCUUUUUUUUUUUCUUAUGGUCUUUGUAUAGUGUUGAGGAUGAGGCAGAUGGUGAGAGCGUGGUUUGCUUAAUCCAUUUUUGGGUUUAUUUUUUUUUGGUCAUCUUAUUAUAAUGAGAGAGAAUUGGUUUCCUCUACUGUUCUUGUUUAUUCACUUAUCAUGAAUAAGAAGUGAAUGGCUCCUGGGCCCUGGCGUGGCGGAUCUCUAAA
Messenger RNA from Amborella trichopoda, 3316 nucleotides. It is a transcript of the gene HIT1, whose product is annotated as Membrane trafficking VPS53 family protein. NCBI's taxonomy places the organism in Eukaryota, Viridiplantae, Streptophyta, Magnoliopsida, Amborellales, Amborellaceae. Gene Ontology annotation, cellular component: GARP complex. Gene Ontology annotation, biological process: retrograde transport, endosome to Golgi. The record is from RefSeq and is a predicted model, not a curated record.